Drosophila persimilis is the source of this 570-nucleotide messenger RNA. It is a transcript of the gene Sbat, whose product is annotated as N-alpha-acetyltransferase 38, NatC auxiliary subunit. Gene Ontology annotation, molecular function: RNA binding. NCBI's taxonomy places the organism in Eukaryota, Metazoa, Arthropoda, Insecta, Diptera, Drosophilidae. Bases 36 to 431 code for a protein of 131 amino acids. The record is from RefSeq and is a predicted model, not a curated record. The transcript has a single exon. Gene Ontology annotation, cellular component: NatC complex.
UAAAUCUACAUAUUGUUAGAGGCUACGAUUAAAGUAUGGAUGAUCUCAUUGUAAGUGGCCACCAAGUGCAGAUGCAGACUGUCGCUCCAGUGGAACCGUUUCGAAUCACCACCAAUGCUCCGCACCAAAUGAACGAUCCCAACAUGACACCGGGACGCAAAAAGCUGCAGAAAUGGUUGGGCCAUGUCCUUCGCAUCGUUAUAACCGAUGGACGUGUCCUGGUAGGCUUCUUCAACUGCACGGAUCGGGAUGCUAACAUUGUGCUCUCCAUGUGCGCCGAGUACCUGGUGGAGGGACAGGAGCCGCGUCUACUGGGCAACGUAAUGGUGCCGGGAAAGCACAUUGUGUCCCUCAGUAUUGAUGACAUCAAUGGACAUCAGACAGCAUCUGCGUCUGCCACGGCACAAGUGCAUGAAUCUGGCAGCAGCUGAAGCCCGCUCCUUAGAGAUCUAUGGAUCAAUUAGAUCAGCCAGCCGGCCAAUUGACGAUCAGCCGGGAAUCAUUCGACUGCAGCAGCGUCUAUAUUUUAAAUCUAUAUUUAAACAAACUAUAUUUAGAAAAUAUAUAUCU